Molecule: messenger RNA, 2103 nt
Organism: Aspergillus pseudotamarii
Lineage: Eukaryota; Fungi; Ascomycota; Eurotiomycetes; Eurotiales; Aspergillaceae
Gene: agm1
Product: phosphoacetylglucosamine mutase PCM1
Exons: 6
Coding region: 92-1744 (550 amino acids)
Biological process (GO): UDP-N-acetylglucosamine biosynthetic process; carbohydrate metabolic process
Molecular function (GO): phosphoacetylglucosamine mutase activity; magnesium ion binding
Source: RefSeq, a predicted model, not a curated record
CCCUCUUCAGUCUCUUGCAUCCCUUGUCAAUUAACUCCCGCCAAUUUCUUAACCCAUCCUCAACACUCUCUUGACCCAUAUUCACGCCACAAUGGCGUCCCCCGCUAUCAAGAAAGCCAUCACUGAGGCCGCAGCGCAGUAUGUCAAGCCGGAGGGAAAGGUCUUCCAGUAUGGUACUGCGGGGUUCCGUAUGAAGGCUGACGUCCUCAACACCGUCGUCUUUGCUGUGGGCUUGCUCGCUGGUCUCCGCUCCAAGAAGCUCAGUGGACAAUGGAUUGGUGUCAUGAUUACUGCCAGUCACAACCCUGCGGAGGACAACGGUGUCAAGUUGGUUGACCCCAUGGGUGAAAUGCUUGAGGCUGAAUGGGAAACCUAUGCGACUAAGCUUGCCAAUGCUCCGCUAGACAAAAUCGCAGAUGUUUACGAAGAACUCAUCAAGGAGAUUGAUAUCAGCAUGGAAAACCCUGCUCGCGUUGUUUUUGCCCGGGAUACUCGUGCCUCGGGUUCUCGUCUUGCCGGUGUUCUCAACGCUGCGCUUACCGCUACAGAGGCUGAGUUCUCUGAUCUGAAAUUCAUGACCACCCCCCAGCUUCAUUACGUUGUCCGUUGCAAGAACACCCUGGGAACACAGUAUGAGUACGGUGAACCCACAGAGCAGGGAUACUAUGAGAAGCUUGCCAAAGCUUUCAAGGGAGUCAUGCGGGGACUCAAAGUUAAGGGCUCUUUGACCGUCGAUUGCGCAAAUGGUGUUGGCGGACCUAAGCUAAGAGAGCUCCUCAAGUACCUUCCUGGCCCGGAGGAGGGUGGUAUCGAUAUCAAGGUCAUCAACGACGAUGUGAUCAACCCGGAUAGCCUCAACUUUGAUUGCGGUGCCGAUUAUGUCAAGACCAAGCAGCGCGCUCCCCCCUCAUCCAAGGCCGCUGUUCUUGACCGUUGUGCCUCCUUAGAUGGCGAUGCCGAUCGUCUUGUCUACUAUUUCGUCGACGAGAGCAAUGUUUUCCGUCUUCUUGACGGUGACCGUAUUGCCACUCUUGCCGCUGCCUUUAUUGGUGACCUUACCAAGAAUGCCGGCAUCGCGCAGAAGCUCAAGAUUGGCAUCAUCCAGACUGCGUACGCCAACGGAGCUAGUACAGAGUACAUUGAAAAAGUGCUCAAGCUUCCCUCCGUCUGCACUAACACUGGCGUGAAGCACCUGCACCACGCUGCCCUGCGUUACGAUGUUGGUGUCUACUUCGAAGCCAACGGUCACGGCACUAUUACUUUCUCUGAGAAUGCCCUGAAGAUUAUCAAGAGCACCGAACCCCAGUCUCCCGCUCAGCAACGUGCUCUUGAGUGCCUCCAGGGUCUUACCGAUCUGAUCAACCAAGCAGUUGGCGAUGCAAUUUCCGACAUGCUUCUCGUUGAAGCGAUCCUUGCUCACAAGGGCUGGACCCCCAAGGAGUGGCUUAGCACCUACACCGACCUCCCCUCCCGGCUGGUCCGUGUGGAGGUUGCUGACCGCUCGAUCUUCAAGGCAUACGAUGCUGAGCGUAAGCUCGAGUCCCCUGCUGGCCUCCAGCUCAAGAUCGAAUCCCUCCAGUCCCGCUACAACAAGGGAAGAAGCUUUGCCCGCGCAAGUGGCACGGAAGAUGCGGUGCGUGUCUACGCUGAGGCUGCCAGCCGCUCCGAGGCUGACGAUCUCGCAACUCGCGUCGCCAACGCCGUCCGUGAUGCCGGCGCCGCUAAAGAGAUCUUGCAAUCUUAGGUUUUGGAAUAUAAAAUACCCUAACGAAUUAUAAGUGGUUCCCUGGAACCGUGUGAUUGGAAGCUAUCUGGUAACGUGCAAGGAUACCUUGCCCAUGCAUAGAUGAAGCUUUGUGUCAUCAUGGCCAGGCCAUCACAAAUCGCAGGGUUAACGACGUUGCUCAAAACUCCGCAAUGUCGUUGCAUUAUAGAGGUAAUGGGAACUGUUAUGAACGAUCUGAUGAGUUUUCUUUUGAUGUCAAUGCAGAGCAAAUCUGACUCGAUUUAGCCAUUCCUUAUAGUUCUUUUUAAAAUUGACUAGAAGUUAGCAAGACCUAGUAGCUAAUCGGAAACAAGGCCUACGGUCACUACGACAAGUCA